Ostrea edulis (European flat oyster) is the source of this 1666-nucleotide messenger RNA. RefSeq lists its product as uncharacterized. The transcript is spliced from 3 exons. NCBI's taxonomy places the organism in Eukaryota, Metazoa, Mollusca, Bivalvia, Ostreida, Ostreidae. The record is from RefSeq and is a predicted model, not a curated record. The coding region runs from base 93 to 614 and encodes 173 amino acids.
ACCGCACCGAACCGGGUACACUUUACAACUCUUACGAAUAUCAUUUAUCUACACUCUGUAGUAAUUAACAAAACAUCCGAUUAACUCUCCUCAUGUUUCGCCGACAUUUUCUUCCUUUGCUUGUCUGUGGACUUUUAGUGUGUCUAAGUAAUAGUUCAUCGUCGGCAGACAGAAACUAUAAGAUAUGGGAAACUGCAAAAAACAAAAUUGGUUCUACAAAGUGGAGUGUCCAAAAUGACUGGAGAGGCAAAAGCGGUUACGUGAACAGGUGGAAGUGCAAUCUUUUCGUUUAUGACGUCCUUCUGAAAGCCAAAGCAGAGGUACCAUCUAGAAGACCUUGGGGACACUAUCCCAUUGGUGCCAACGCGUGGGCUAACCCUAGGUCUUGGUAUGUCAGAUGGACUGGGUGCUACAGAAGAGUGUCGGACAAUAGGAAACGAAAAGGUGACGUCAUAGCAUUUCAAAGACGUGGUGCUAGUGGACACAUGGGGAUAGUUUCUACCUAUGGCUUUUACAUCAGUGCUGGCAAACACACGGUUACAGAAACGUCCAUCAAGGGGUUUCUGCGAGGAAACAAGAUAGUGCAGACAACCAUCUGGAGAUAUACUUGCUAAAUGCCUUCCUUUCGCUGCCUCGAUUGGUGUCUAUGAAUAAAAAUAAACAACGUAGAAAAACGCAAAUAUUUUUGUUGGAUAAUUUCAUGGAUAUUUUUCUGUGAAAUGUCAUACAUGGAUAUAUGACAUGUCUUUCAAUAUAACACAAGCUGGGUAUUAGCACUCGGGCCCUUCACCAGAAGUUCUUUUAUAAGUGGAAUAAAUUACAUUGGUGAUAACCCAAAACUUCGAAUAAAAUUCAGUAUCUGAACCUACCUUUUUCAAUUACCAUUUAAUACUCAGUCAAAUCAGUACAAGAACCCAUAAUUUCGCAUUUAUUAAAAAUUAAUACUUCUAUGUGUGAUACAGUUUUUUUUAUAUUUUCCUACUCAGAACAUUGCUAGGGGAAAAUUCUCGUAUAUUACGUCAAAAUUAACGUCAAAGCUGGUGACGUCGUCAGUUUGAUAUAGGGUUUUUCCGUUGAAUAUCUGCUAUGGUAGAUAAAGAAUAACAAUGGUCAUAUUCAUGAAUGGCACAUUCUCAAAUACCAGAUUUAGUAUUUUGGUGAAUUUUCUUGACAGGGCAGAUUUUAGUUAAAACCAUGCUUAUUAAUUAACCCUAACCCACUUUUUAAUAAUUUUUUUAUGUGAAGGGACAUAGUAUAGAUAUCACUAAAGGUUUUUGACUCAUUUUGUUUUAGUCAAUGCAAUAAUAAUUUUUCGCCGCGUUGUUUACCUAUCUAAAAGCGUAAACUUGUUAAAAAAAUAUUUUACACCCUGUAGCUAAUCAUUAUGAAACAGCCAAUUAAAAUUUAUCAUCGUGCAAUUUUUAAAACUGCAUAUUAUGAUAUCGUGACUAGCACAUGUUUUGUGUACACGUCCUUUGUCACUUGAUUUUGUCAGAUUUCUGCAUGUUGCACGUUUUUCAUAGGUCUGGGAAUAUGCGAUAACUUUUGAGGUUUAACUUUCCUUUUGCAGUAAAAGACUGAUGUACUGACCCAUCUAAAUGCGGCGAAAUUUUAGAGGGUUAUGUCUGAAUUCUUCAUUUAGUACCAAUUAAAUUACUGGCUUUGA